CGUAAUCAAAACAAACUCCAGAGAGUCACGUAGCAGGCGGAGGUCCAGAGACGACACGUUUUCUUCGCGUUCUGUUGUGUUUGAGGUGGUUUGGUUUUGUCCGACAGUUUGGACACUCAGCAGCUCGGUUGUGUGCGUCAUGCCUCAGCUUCCAGAGGACGGGGACAGACAGCAGCAGCUUCCUCUGGUCCGCUCUCUGAUCAGUCGGGUUCCGAUUCAUGUGCUGUUCUGUAACCGCAGCCCACGAACCGUACAACUGCUCUGGAUCAACUUCCAGGGACAGCCGGUGUCUUACGGCCUGCUGAAGCCCCAGACUGCGAGGAGGAUGAACACUUAUGUCGGACAUCCGUGGAUGUUUCGUGAUGCUCAGACGGAUGACCCGAUGUUGGUGAAUAAUAAGGAGAUGUAUUUGCCCAGUGCUCGAGACAACAACCAAGCCCCAGUGGUCAUCACGCUACCCGUGUAUUCCCUGAGGGAACGUUGCCUGCAGGUGGUGAGGAAGCUAGUGUGCAUCGAAGACUUUUCCAGAUUAGAAAUCGCUCGGACUCUUCAGGAAGAUCUCUCUCAGAAGCCGAACAUUCAGUCCGACCUGCGGCGCAUCAGCAAAAGAGUUGAACAGAGACUGCUGCAGAACAGAGAGGCACAAAACACCUGAACACAUCACAUCUCCUCUCUCUUUAUUAGCUCUCUUCAUUAGCUCUCUUCUUAAUUAAAAUUCUUAUUUUUAUUAUUACAAAUAAAAAAGAAGAUGCGGAUGAAUCAACCUACUGGAAAGCUGUUUGUUUAGCUGUGUAGGAGGCGAAUGACCUUAGACGUGCUUUCUCUGCAGGAACCUUUUCUUAGAAACCCAGGAGUUUAUUCUAUUAAAAGUCGAAGCCAGAAAUAUCGAGGCAAAAUGUUGUUUAAAUGUAUAAGGGGCAAUAGUCGAUUUUUUUUGCCUCCUGUCAGACAGUUUGAAGACAUUCUACAGGCCGAUAAGAUGCUUUAGCAUUCAAGAAUUUAUGUGUGUGGAAAUACAUAUGUAUAUUAUAGCAUUUAUAGCAUUAUAUAUAAAGCUCAAGGAGGAAAAGCAAUCUUGCAUUAUACACAGACCAAUGUCAGAAAAACCAAAAAUAUAAGUCUAUGCUGGAAGAUGAUAUGAACACUAAACCAAAUGGCAUUGCUACAUCGCAGGGGUUAUCUUAUACAAUCUACUGUAUAGCUUUGUAUAACAUUUAUAAAUGUUUCUGAAUACUGAUGUAUAAUAUUUUGGUACAAAUCUGGAUCAUGUGUUUUUAAUGGUCUUUAUUUCGCUAUGUUUUGUACUAAUCUCUAGGAUAAUAAAUAAGUAAAUAAAUAAACAAUCUGA
Molecule: messenger RNA, 1348 nt
Organism: Tachysurus vachellii
Lineage: Eukaryota; Metazoa; Chordata; Actinopteri; Siluriformes; Bagridae
Gene: vhl
Product: von Hippel-Lindau tumor suppressor
Exons: 3
Coding region: 140-655 (171 amino acids)
Source: RefSeq, a predicted model, not a curated record